Cuculus canorus (common cuckoo) is the source of this 4192-nucleotide messenger RNA. It is a transcript of the gene GALNT15, whose product is annotated as polypeptide N-acetylgalactosaminyltransferase 15. The coding region runs from base 232 to 2166 and encodes 644 amino acids. The record is from RefSeq and is a predicted model, not a curated record. The transcript has 11 exons. Gene Ontology annotation, cellular component: Golgi apparatus. NCBI's taxonomy places the organism in Eukaryota, Metazoa, Chordata, Aves, Cuculiformes, Cuculidae.
UUGGACAAGCAUCCAUCUUGCAGCAAAAAAAUGCCACAGUCCGUGCCCACUAGCACCCAUGCCAGUAAUAUUAGCAAACAGACAUCAGAGACAGAGCUCCCCUUUUAAUCACAGAAACUGUUGUUUUCUUUCAGGGUCAGUAGUUGUUGUUCCAGCCCAGGCUUUGUACAUGCUAUUCCUGGACUAUUGAAAACUUCAAGUGCUGCUUCCCCUGCAAUACCAUACUUCUGGAUGAGGACACAACUUCAGUCUGCCAGUAUGUUCUUGAGGAAGAAGUGCAGAUAUGGAUCACGUAAGCUGCAGUUUCUCUUGUUGUUGCUGAUGCUGGGCUUUUUGCUACUGAUGGUUACAAUGCUGAACCCACCACCCAGCAACCAGAGCAAGGAAGGGGCUUUCCAGCCUGUGGAGUUCAACCCCCAGGAAGGGUAUCCGAUGGACUUUGCGGAGACCCAAGAGAUGCUGGAGACCCAGGAGGAGAGCCAGCAGUACUACCCUUUGGAUGGGCUAUCGCCUUUCAUCUCCCUGCGGGAGGACGAGUUGAUCGCGGCCGUCGUGUCGCCCACCGGGAAGAGGAACCACAGCAAGGCCAGGAAGGGCUAUCGCGUGGUGAAGCAGCAGAGCAGGCGGCCGGAGGAGAGGGCAGAGGAGGACGCGGACCCCCAUCUCCUGCGGGAUGGGGAAGGGGCUGCUGCGGGGGAGCAGCCGCUCGGCCUGGAAACUCACGGCUUUAACGAAGCGCUCAGUGAGCGGAUCUCUCUGCGCAGGGAGCUGCCUGAGGUACGACACCCGUUGUGCCUACAACAAGAAUAUGACUCCAGUCUGCCUACCGCUAGUGUCAUCAUCUGUUUCCAUGAUGAAGCCUGGUCUACUCUGCUGAGAACUGUGCACAGCAUUAUGGACACAGCCCCAAAGGCCUCCCUCAAAGAUAUCAUCCUAGUCGACGAUCUCAGCCAGCAAGGGCCCCUGAAGUCAGCUCUGAGUGAAUACAUCUCAAAGCUGGACGGUGUGAAGCUCAUCCGGAGCAACAAGAGGCUUGGAGUCAUCCGAGGUCGGAUGCUAGGAGCUGCACGAGCAACCGGGGACGUGCUGGUCUUCAUGGAUUCACACUGCGAGUGUCAGAAGGGAUGGCUGGAACCUCUCCUAGCCAGACUGUCCACCAACCGAAACAGUGUCGUCUCCCCUGUCAUAGAUGUCAUAGACUGGAAGACUUUUCAGUACUAUCACUCUGCACGCCAGCAUCGAGGUGUUUUUGAUUGGAAACUAAAUUUUCAUUGGGAACCAGUACCAGAGCAUGAAGAGAAGGUGCGACAGUCUCCCAUCAGCCCAAUCAGGAGUCCUGUGGUAGCUGGUGCAGUGGUCGCAAUGGAUCAACAUUACUUCCAAAACACUGGAGCUUAUGAUUCUGACAUGACCACGUGGGGAGCCGAAAAUUUGGAAUUAUCUAUAAGGACUUGGCUCUGUGGUGGCUCUGUAGAAAUCAUUCCAUGCUCCCGAGUGGGGCACGUCUAUCGAAACCACUUUCCCAGUGCCUUCUCCUAUGAAGAUGCCAUUGUGAGGAACAAAAUCCGAAUAGCAGAAACCUGGCUGGGCUCUUAUAAAGAGAACUUCUACAAGCAUGACACAGUGGCUUUCUUAAUCAGCAAGGCAGAGAAGCCCGACUGCAGUGAGCGCCUUCAGCUACAGAAGAGACUAGGCUGUAGAAAUUUCCAGUGGUUUAUAUCAAAUGUGUACCCUGAACUCUCCCAACCUGAGGACACACCAAGAUUCUCUGGCAAGCUUUACAAUACUGGUGUUGGCUUCUGUGCAGAUUACAGACCUGGAAGGGCCGUUGCAGAAGGCUCUAUCGAACUCUCCCCUUGCAGUGACAGCCUUACCCAGCACUUUGAAUAUAACAGCAUGAAGGAAAUCCGGCUUGGUUCUGCUCCGCUGUUUUGCUUUGAUGUCAGACACGGGAAGGUUAUCCCUUACAACUGUACAAAGGAGACAGACAACAAACAACAGCGCUGGAAUGUCCAGGAGGAUGGAAUGAUUAUCCAUGUCCUUUCUGGAAAAUGCAUAGAGGCAGCAAAGACUGAAGAGGAUAAGGACUUGGUUUUGUGUGAAUGUAACAAGAAUGCAAAUCAGGUGUGGCAAUUUGAACGUUCCCAUGAGCUACAUCAGAGAUGACUGAUGGGUCUCUGUGGAGGUUGAGUCUCCAAAACUUAGCAUUAAUUCUGUUUGGGAUUUAAGAUACAUUUCCUGCAUGGACAAGAAAGAUGCUUAUCUUUGCUGUAGCAUGCAAGGAAGUUAGGGAGGUCUUUCCUUUGAAAGCCUGGCUCAAAUAGUUGUCACCAGGUCCUGGUUUAUUCAGCUCUAGCUAAAAUUUCUAUUUAUUCUGUGAAGCAGGGAAUAAAGAUACUGUGAGCAUCAAUAGAGUCUCAACUCUGCUAUUGCAGAAGACAGUUACGUUUGCCAUUUGAAGGAAACACAGACGAUUGGCUGCCAGACAGCUUGUCUUUAACGUAUUCUGUGACUUCUGAGGACACAGGAAAAUGAAUGUUUGUGAAACUUGUGAAACUAUAGGAGGACGUCAGCCAAACCAGGAUAAGAGUUUAGCCUUGUUUUACAGUGCACUCAACUCAUAUAAAACAAAGUAGGUUUUGUUCUGUGUGCUUUAAAGUAGUAGUUUUCGUGUCUAAUAGCUAAAAUUUUGUUUUCCCAAUAGCCUGAUUCAAAUUUCUACCCUGUAUUGAAUUACACAGAGCAUAAUUUAGCACUUAAUUAGGGCCUAACUGCACUAAUUGAUUUGGAAUAUCAACAAUCCUCAGUGUUUGGCAUACCCUUCCUUAAAUCCUUUGUCUGUGGUCUAAUUUGGAUGAGAGAAUGAGACUGAAAUAUUAACAACUACUUUUGUUUGUUUGUUUUAAUCAAAUUUAAGAACAACUCUUCAGGAAACUUUUGUGGAAUAUGGAAGAAGAUUGAACUAGAUUAGAAAGGAGGGUAACAAUUUCCCUGUUUAUUUUGAAACGGAAAGUGUCGGUGCAUCCAUUUGCUCUUAUAAAGCUAUGGGAUGAGCUUAUUAUUAUUCCAGUGACAAAUCUACUGUCUGAAAACAGCAGAUGAAGAGAAACCACAGAUUUCAACAGUGGCUGCCUAAGAAGAAAAUACUGGUGCCUACUUCCACUUGCUUGCAUCCUGAGUUAAGCCUUUCACACUGUGAAAGUAAGUCUUCCACACUGUCAGUUUUAGCCAGGAAGAUCUUUUACAUUCUUGCUGUCAUGGGUCUCCAAGCUGAUCCUCAAAAGGCACCAGUGUGCAAAAUUCUUUAAACAAGCUUCUUCAGAGGCUGCAUCCCUGCCGACCUCCUGUCUUUCAAAGGAGUGAUGGAGAGUCAAUGUUAAGUAACGAGAAUGAUCUCAUACAGCAUGCACUAGUGAAACAAACUUCUGUCAGUAUUUCAUUAGGGCACUUUCAAUUUUCAAGUUAAAACCAAUAAUGGUGACACUUUCCAAGAGCCUGCUAAAACAGAAGAACAAUGAAGAACACCACAUCUGACUUAUAAUGCACAACAGUCAUAAUUGUGUCUAUUUAUUAAAGGGGAAGGGAUUCAUUAAUGAAACUCAAUUCGGUAUUGAGGUUUUUUUCAAGAGACAGAAAAUUGGGUGGUAUUUUUUGUAAAAUAUACAGCAUGUCAUUUGAACUGUGGAGAAAGGAAGGAAUAACAGAAUAUUCUGCAAAGCCUUCCAGUCACCAGUUCACUUCCAGUUCUUUGUAAACCAUAAUAAACUGGUUUCAAGCAUAUAAAGUUGGUUACAACAGAAGACACAAACAGCAUUCUAUGUUGUGUUGUCCAAAUAUUUCCCAGUGGGAUCUCUGUUUGCUCCAAGUGUUACAGAUUCCAAAUGAGGUUCAGGCAUCUCUCCAACCAUCCUAAUUAUAAUAUCACUUACUCUUUCUUUGAUAGCAUCAGAAUCUAAUACCAUUUGCUUUCUGCUGUGUCUUUUAAAAUUUCCUGUGACAUUCUUGAAAAUGUUUCAACUUGCAGACGAAAGGAUGGCAGCAACUUCUUCCAGAAUACCGAGUGAUCCCCAAAUCUAGGAUCAGAAAAGAGAAUUUCUAAAAUUGCAUAAAAGCUAAGUGAAAUGCUGUUUUAAUGACAUGUGAUUCCUUUAUUUUAAAUUAUAAGUAUGCCAGAUUUUUUAAUACUGUAUUA